Molecule: messenger RNA, 243 nt
Organism: Sphenostylis stenocarpa
Lineage: Eukaryota; Viridiplantae; Streptophyta; Magnoliopsida; Fabales; Fabaceae
Source: the annotation of a GenBank genome assembly
AUGGCUCGAGCUGGAAAUUAUUUGUUUAGAGAGAAGAAUAUUGACAUAAAGAUAAGCGGGCUUACAGCAAAGAACAGAAUAAGAAAUUGUCAAACAGAUGUGGGAAUGAAGAGCACUGAACUUGCACAGAUGCAAGCAAUAAACAAUUUACAUAAAAAGAAACAUAACCCAAUAAAGUUUGAGAAGACUUUGAAUUUUCCUAGUGAAUAUAUACUCACGAAAAGUAUUGGUGUGAUUGACUAG